AAUUGCACAACAAAACCAAAUAAAAAGGAAGCCUGCCAACUUGCAGCACAUAUUUGAAGUAUCCGCAUUCAAGUACGACAAUUUAUCAGAGACACUGUGAAAACAUGAAGACUGUGAUUCUCACCCUUUUGGUUGUGUUGGUUGUUAGCAACAGUGAAGCCUUGAGGUGUUACUGUGGAGGCCUGCGUCAUUGUUCAGGCUCUGUGGAGACCUGCAGUGGUUCAAACCAGGUCUGUGCCGGCGUCAUCAUACAAGCUGGAUCCAUUGUCAACUACUUCAAGGGUUGCUAUAAAUCAGAUGACUGUGAACGUCUGAAUAAUCCACCCACAACAACUUCCCGUUGUUGCAGGACUGAUCUGUGCAACAGAUAAAUGAAUGUCAGGCUACACAUCUUCCAAUGAAUGAAUAAUCUACUGUAAUGUAAUGUGUACUGCAUUGUCAUAAUAAAGUUUAAUCCAUUCUAA
This is a messenger RNA of Seriola aureovittata, 464 nucleotides long. Its product is annotated as phospholipase A2 inhibitor and Ly6/PLAUR domain-containing protein-like. The transcript is spliced from 4 exons. The record is from RefSeq and is a predicted model, not a curated record. Bases 105 to 371 code for a protein of 88 amino acids. NCBI's taxonomy places the organism in Eukaryota, Metazoa, Chordata, Actinopteri, Carangiformes, Carangidae.